AUGCUAUCCGCUGUUCAACCACACGAAGAAGAAGCAAUGCUCCGGUAGGGAAGGGAGACUGGUGACAGUCCAUCGACCUGUCUGUCUGAGCUAUUUGUUCCAAGCUGGCAUUGUUAAAUUCAGCGCUCUGUAGCUUGUCUAUCAUCCUGUUUUCAAUAGCCAAAUGAACCAAACAUUAACAUUAUUAGAGAACAACAGCUGAUACUCUCGCGUACAGAAAUGGCAGACGAUGAAAUAGACUACAAUAUCGUGUUCCCAGAUGCGGGGACGUCGGAGAGACACUGGCAGGGGACAAAGGAGCCAGUUGUGAUUCUGUUGGGUUGGGCUGGUUGCAAAGACAAACACCUCUCCAAAUACAGCUCCAUCUACAAUGAACAGGGAUGUGUCACCAUCCGUUACACAGCUCCCUUGAAGACGGUCUUCAUCUCAGAGUCGUUUGGCUACAAGGAGCUGAGCAGUACAGCCCUGAAGUUGCUGGAGAUCCUCUAUGACUAUGAGGUGGAGAACAGUCCUAUUGUCUUUCACACAUUCAGUAAUGGUGGCUUCAUGCUGUACCGUUACAUUAUAGAGUUGUUGCACAAUGAUAAACAUUUCAGCUCCCUGUGUGUGAUUGGGGCCAUAGUGGACAGUGCCCCAGGUAGUGGGAAUGUUCGAGGGGCCCUGCGUGCACUGACGGCCACCCUGGGGCCCAAAAUAAGUCCUGUUUUAAGGUACGUCCUCUUAGCCCUUUUCGCAGUGACUGUUUUCCUGUUGCGAGUCGUGCUGUACCCCUUGACCAAGUACAUCCACAAGAACCACUAUGACGCAGUGCAAGAGAGGCCGCCCGCCUGGCCUCAUUUCUACCUGUACUCCAGAGCUGACGAGGUGAUCCGGCACCGGGACAUCGAGCUCUUUGUGGAGACUCUGAAGCAGAGAGGCGUCCCGGUGGACAGUUUUGAUUUUGUUUCCAGUCCCCAUGUUGGUCAUUUCCGGGAUUUUCCUGAGCAGUAUGCUCUUAAGUGCCGCAAUUUCCUGGUUGCUUGCAUGAAGGACUUGGAAGGGACUGAGAUAAAGAAGAGACAGAAGGUUCAGAAUCAAUGAAACUUGGAGAGAACUCACAAGAUUUUGCUAACCCUCUGUUAAGCAGUCUUUUCCAGAUUUUUUCGAAGAGAGGUGAAGAAAAUCAGACAACUUCUUCUAAGUGAUCUGAAAAAUCAUUUAGAAAAUGAGGCUGAAGAUUUUUGCAAGACAGCUGGAAUUUGAGCUGAACUAGUACAAGAUCUUGGAAAUGUUUUUCCAUCCAUUGUGCACCAUAAUGGGAAGGUUCCACAGAUGUGGUCUAUGUGUACUGUGCUUAAUCCAUGUCGGGAAAACCAGCCACAUGAAACACUGUAAUUCACAUAGCCCUAAAGUGUGUGGCACAAAGGCCUAACCCUGCCUACUCAAAUGUUUUUGCAACAGUCAUAUACCAUAUGUAAAAAUAACAAUACAAACUAUUGCUUUACACUGGAAAAUAAAUCCUUUAGGAUAAUUUAAAUGGUAUUUAAUAUUGCUGUGGAAUGUGAUGCAUUAUAGGUUAGUUGUAGUUAUUCUAAAACUUAGGCUGGGUAUUGGAAAAUAAUCUGUCUUCUAUUUAUAAAAUUUGCAAUGUAUUUAUGGUUUUAAUCUCACAAUUUGUCAUUAAAAUGAAAUCACAAGGGUGCUUACAAUGAAGUCAACUGUAAAAAAAAAAAAAAAAAAAAAAAAGAUUAAUCGCAUAAUAUGUUGUUUUUUCAAAAUAAAAAGGUCUCAAACUUGCUGCCUUAAACAGUAAAUGCCUUUUUGAUUUUUUUUGGUUCCGGAAAUUGUAGAAUACCCAGCCCUAAUAUGUUAUACACAAUUGACUUAGUUCAAGAAAAAAGGUGAUAGACAAUGAAUGUAUAUGCCCAGCACAACUAUUGUGAUCUUUCUAACUGAUGUGCCUUCAAUAAAUCAGAAUGCUCAUAGAAAA
Molecule: messenger RNA, 1969 nt
Organism: Siniperca chuatsi (mandarin fish)
Lineage: Eukaryota; Metazoa; Chordata; Actinopteri; Centrarchiformes; Sinipercidae
Gene: tmem53
Product: transmembrane protein 53
Exons: 3
Coding region: 220-1080 (286 amino acids)
Source: RefSeq, a predicted model, not a curated record